Molecule: messenger RNA, 2174 nt
Organism: Doryrhamphus excisus (bluestripe pipefish)
Lineage: Eukaryota; Metazoa; Chordata; Actinopteri; Syngnathiformes; Syngnathidae
Gene: mxd3
Product: MAX dimerization protein 3
Biological process (GO): regulation of transcription by RNA polymerase II
Molecular function (GO): protein dimerization activity; RNA polymerase II cis-regulatory region sequence-specific DNA binding; DNA-binding transcription factor activity, RNA polymerase II-specific
Source: RefSeq, a predicted model, not a curated record
CGGCAGAUAAGAUGGGCUGCACGGCGACAUUGCCACGGUGCGAUGUACGGGGCACCGUUCUUACAGCGACUUGAACAUGGUUGCCUGAAUGCUUGUCAGACGAUGAACCCCUUAACGUCCCUUUUACCUUUCCUACGCUAAGGGAUACAAUUGGUGUAUGUAACUUAGAAUAGAAUAACGACGAUGCGCUAACAUUAAAGUGUAUUAGCCUAACUGGCUUGCCUGGUUCGCCCUGGUGGUGGUGGUGGUCAACCUAUCCAAUCCAGCAUCUCCUCCUCCUCCUCCGCCGCCGCCAGUUGCAUCGCCGGGAGAGACUGGAUUCUUCGGUUCGGUCUGCUGCCCAGAACACUCAGAUGACCGAGUUUAGACGAUGCCCUGAAGGCAGCACUAUACGGUGUAUUGAGGACGUUGCAGUUUGCACAGUCAGUCAAGUCAGACACUGCUUCACCCACUUCAAUCGACUGGCUUCUUUGGCUCAUUCUUUCGAAGAAAAAAAUAAUAACAUAGAAAAAUGGAAGGUUCCAUUUGCAACAUCCAGGUGCUUCUUCGUGCCGCCGAGUUCUUGGAGAGGAAAGAGCGAGAGGCAGAACAUGGCUACGCUUCACUGCUGCCUCCCAGUCCAGGUCUCUCUGAUAAGAGAAGCAAACAGAAGAGCAAGAAGAUAUCUGCUGGUGGCAAUAGGUCUGUACACAACGAGCUGGAGAAAAACAGACGAGCGCAACUGAGGCAGUGCCUGGAGCAGCUAAAGAAGCAAGUUCCCCUGUCGUCCGACACGAUGAGGAACACCACGCUCAACCUGCUCCGACGAGCCCAGGUUCACAUCAAGAAGCUGCAGGAGCAGGACGAGCGUGCGGAGCAGCUGAAGGGCCGCCUGCGCUGGGAGCAGAGGGAGCUGCAGGUGCGUCUGGAGCAGCUGCAGAGAGGGACCGAGCGGAUGAGGAACGACAGCCAGGGGUCCACCAUGUCGUCCGAAAGGUCUGACUCGGACAGAGAGGACGUCGAGGUGGACGUGGAAAGCAUCGUGUUUGAUUGCAUGGACUCUGACGCCCUGCACUAUACACGCAACGAUGCAGAUCACUGUUACUCCAGUAUGGACAAAGCCUGGCUAUGACAGCAGCGAGGCAGCGGUCCUUUUUUAUCAGCGUCGUCACCGAGGCAAAGGGGGAGAAGACAUUCCAAAAAUAAGCAGGAUAAGGAGGAUGAUGCUGCACAACUGAACCCCAUGUUUUUUUUUUUACAAAGGCGGUUGUUGUUACACCACGAGUGUAAUCAUGAGUGAGCUGUGUCGAUUUGCACUGAAAGGCAGUUCAAAUCACUGGGCUGCGAUGGAACAAACAUCCAAAGCCACUUACAAUCAUUCAUUGUAAGGGAUUUCAUAAAUCAAUACAGUUUUUUUUUUUUUUUUUACUUCAAUACCUUCACCGACUUCAGCCUUCGGACUAGAUUUGAUCUACUCAGCCUCUCCUAAGCAUUACAACUCAGUAAGGCCAUGUGUGGCAUGCACUUAAAACAUUAAUCUCUGCUACGGUGUAUACACACACAUACACGUCUGCUCGUGUUUUUGGCUUUUUUUUUUUUUUUUGCACAAAAACAUCCACGCAUUGCACUUGUUUUGUCUCCAAAGAGUUGCAGAUCUCCAUGUGGAAAAACAGGUUAAGAGGAACGAUAUAACGGCAUUUGCACAUACAUGCCAGCCUAUUAGGCAACUUGACCUGAUAUUCAUUUGGCGUUUUUUUUGCACACUCUACUCUGUAAUUUGGUGAUGGCUGGUGGAUCGGAGCGCAUCGAUUCUUGCACAUCCAAGGUUCUUUAUGUUACUAAUUUCUUGACAAGCUCAUGGAUCAGACAUGUUUUUUUUACAUUUGCUGCAUAACAAAUAUGUAUCAUGUUGCUCUAUAUUUAAUAACAGAAGGCACAUUUUGCCCUCACUUUUGAAUUAUGCAAGAUGCCUUAUAACUUUUUAUAGUAUAUGCAUUCUUCAGUCUCUCCGCCCAGUAAUAUUAUGUAGCAAUUUUUGUAAUGGUGUAAGCUUUUUUUGUAUGAAUAAAUAUUUUCUAUAUUUAAACGUGUCCAUAUUUAACACAAGACAACACUGAUUGACAAAAGAAUGAUCAUAUCAUAAUAUAAAGAGCAUGUAUUCAUAUUUGCUUUUUGACGUACAAUAUGAGGCAGAA